Messenger RNA from Homarus americanus (American lobster), 4425 nucleotides. RefSeq names its product phosphatidylinositol 4,5-bisphosphate 3-kinase catalytic subunit alpha isoform-like. Bases 255 to 3353 code for a protein of 1032 amino acids. Gene Ontology annotation, biological process: phosphatidylinositol-3-phosphate biosynthetic process; phosphatidylinositol-mediated signaling; cell migration. The transcript has 20 exons. Lineage: Eukaryota; Metazoa; Arthropoda; Malacostraca; Decapoda; Nephropidae. Gene Ontology annotation, molecular function: 1-phosphatidylinositol-3-kinase activity; 1-phosphatidylinositol-4-phosphate 3-kinase activity. The record is from RefSeq and is a predicted model, not a curated record. Gene Ontology annotation, cellular component: plasma membrane; phosphatidylinositol 3-kinase complex; cytoplasm.
CAGCUGUGUGUGUGUGUGUGUUGAUGUUUAUGUGAAGAAAAUCAACGGUUAAGUUUAAAAUUCCUCCACAAAUAUUGACAAACUUCAGUCUUACUGGGGUGUGACACGUGGCCAAAGGUACUAGAUAUAAUUCCCUCGACCUUCACACAUCCUCGAGGGUAUGAAGCAAUGCCAACUAUGAUGCAAUAUAUAAAAGCAGUUGGGUGGUGGAGGUAUGGCUCCCUUGUGUGCUGAAGCUUGGGGGUUGGCCUCAGAUGUCACCGUGCAUUAUCCUCGACUGCCUCCUGCCCAACAGCAUCAUAGUCCCACUCACCUGCCAUAGAGAUGUCACCCUUAGUGAACUUAAAAGUGAAAUAUGGCAGGAGGCGAAGAAGUACCCACUGUAUCGUGUCUUACGUGUACCCGAGGAGUAUGUGUUAGUUGGUGUGACUCAGGAUGCUGAGCAGGAAGAAUUUUGGGAUGAGUCGCGCCGUCUGUGUGACCUACGCCUCUUCUCUCCCAUCCUUAAGAUUGUGGAACCACGUGGCAGCAAGGAAGAGAAAAUCCUUAAUUAUGAGAUCAGUUUGGCCAUUGGGCGGUCAGUCCAUGAUCUGGAGGACUCUAAAGAUGCUGAGUUGCAGGAGUUCAGGAGAAGCAUCAUUAAGGUGGUGGGUGAGGCCGUAAAGGCUCGGCAGCAAUGUGGCUUGGCUUCACUGGCCUGUUACCAGCAUCCUCCCGAGCUGGAGCCAACAGCCAAGCUUCCCACCUCUGUAGAGAAGAACCUGGACCAAGGUUACUUGAUGGUAAAUGUGUGGAGAGGCAGCACAGAAUCAACAAGUGUCCGGAUCACAUGGGACACUUACCCCGAAGGUAUAAUUGCCGAGGCCCUGAAGCGUCUCUCUCCCUCUCACCCUCUGGAUGACUUCAGCUCGGCCCCGCUAGUGCACAAUGCUUCUAGACAUGCACUUAAGAUAUCCGGCACAAAUGAGUACCUGCUUGCCGGUCGUCCCAUCACUCAGUACAAGACAGUUCGAGUGUGGUUAUCCCGUGGCAAAACUCCUCAGCUUUCUGUGGUCUCCCGCGGUGAACUUUACGCCUCCCUCAACACGUUCGAGUUCCUGCAGCCGUCGUAUAUACGUUCUCCAGUCACGAAGUCUUCUCCGCCUCCUGACCACUCAUCCCUGACGUUGUGGCACCCGAGUAUGGACGGACGACUGAAGGUCCACAUCCUCUGGGCAAAGUGCGUCAAUGUGAAGGAGGCUCAGAAGGUCUAUGUUCGGGCUGGAGUUUUCCACGGAGGAGACCAACUGUGCGUCAUCCGCGAGACACAACACGUGGCCGGUAAUAAUCCCAAGUGGGGAGAAUGGAUCCAGUUUGAUCUCCCCAUUCAGGAGAUUCCUCAAGGGGCAAGGCUGUGUCUCUCGGUGUGCUCGGAGCGCCGACACACAGACAAAAAGAAGAGAAAAGAAAAGAUGGUAUACUGUAUGCUGGCCUGGGGUAAUGUCAACAUCUUUGACUUUCGGAAUCAACUUGUCCACAACAGAAUAUCUAUUGCCAUGUUGCCACCACCAAAAGGUUACGAGGACUUGCUCAACCCACUUGGAACUACAGGACACACACCAGGCAAUGACACCACCUGCCUGGAGGUUGGCUUUGAGCGACGGUUCAACCAACGGGUGAUAUUCCCCGACACUCAGCAGAUGGAGGAUUAUGCCCGUUACAUCAUCAAGUUGGAGCGCAGAGAAAGUGACGAGGACAUGGAUAAGCACUCCUCUGACUUGUCUAGAAUCAAUAGGAUAGCAGAACGUGACCCAUUGAGUGAACUGAGUGAUGAAGACAAGGAGUUUCUGUGGUCUAGACGGAGACUCUGCCUAUCUAUGCCUAACUCCCUUCCUAGGCUCCUGGAUGCUGUGAGGUGGUCAUCAAGGGAUCAUGUCAGUCAGUUGUACCUUCUACUAAAGGAGUGGCCGGUUGUGUUACCAGAGACAGCCCUCGAGCUGCUUCAGUGUAAAUAUGCUGACCCGACUGUACGCAGGCAUGCAGUCAAGUCCCUAGACAAGGCCCUUCCUGAUGAAGGCCUAUUUCAGUAUUUGCUACAACUGGUACAGAGUCUGAAGCACGAGCCCUACCUGAACUCAGCGCUUCUUAGGUUUCUUCUGCGGAAAGCUUUAACCAAUGCCAAGAUUGGACACUUCUUUUUUUGGCAGUUGAAAUCAGACGCCUACUUAUGGCCCGGUGCUCAUCGCGUCAUGGUCAUACUGGAAGCUUACUGCCGUGGCCUUGGUCCAGACCUGAGGCCAGUUGUCCGACAAGUGGAAGUAGUAGACAAAUUGACAAGGUUGUCAGAAGCUGUUAAAGAGCGAAGUAACAACAACAAGUACCUGAAAGAACAACUGGCUGAGUCAGAAUACUCCAACGUCUUGCAGCAUCUAACAUCUCCUCUCAACCCAAGCCACUCCCUGGGUCGUCUCAGAAUUUCUGAGUGCCGGGUGUUAGACUCAGCUCGUCGGCCUAUGUGUCUGGUGUGGGAUAAUCCUGAGCCCAUGGCCCCUCACUACUCACUCUCACAUGGCAUAAUCUUCAAGAGUGGAGAUGAUCUCCGACAAGAUAUGCUAACCCUUCAAGUUAUUGGCAUGAUGGCACAGCUGUGGAAUAAUGAAGGGCUUGACCUGCGCAUGAUGCCAUACUCCUGCCUGGCCAUGGGUAAACAAGUGGGUGUUAUAGAGGUGGUGCGAAAUGCCAAAACUGUGUACAACAUCCAGCGUAGCUCCAAGCUGGGAGCCAUCCAGGUUGACUCCUCCCAGUUGUACAAGUGGAUCCGUGAUAAAAACAAAGGCCUCAGGUUGGAACAGGCAAUAGAUAACUUCACUCGGUCCUGUGCGGGCUACUGCGUGGCCACUUUUGUGCUGGGCAUUGGUGACCGUCACCCAGACAACAUCAUGGUCAAUCAGGAAGGACUGAUAUUCCACAUUGACUUUGGACAUUUCUUGGGAAAUUUCAAGAAGAAAUUUGGUAUCAAUCGGGAGCGCGUACCAUUUGUCCUGACGCAAGACUUCCUGCGGGUGAUUGCUGGAGGAGCAGAAAAUCCAAAGGAAAGUCAAGAGUUCCAGAGGUUUCAAGAGCUUUGUGGCAAGGCAUAUUUGGCCCUGCGCAAGUAUCACCGCCUCAUUAUUAACCUCUUCACACUGCUACUGUCUACCGGCAUGCCAGAACUCCAAACCCCAGAGGAUAUAGCCUAUCUGCGUAAGACCUUGGCUGUUGGGGCCUCGGAGCAGGAAGCACUGGAGUACUUCCAGAACAGGUUUUGUGAGGCUUAUGGAGGCGCGUGGACGACAAAGCUUGACUGGUUCUUUCACUAUGUAAAGCACAGGUAGUAUCUUAAUUCAACGGCUGGACACAGGACUUUGCAUUGGUUUCUGUUGGUGUUUUUUUUGGCAUACUUCUGAGUUUUGUUUCGUUGCUUCUCAUGUGACUUGCAGAGAUCAUGGUGGGUUGGAAGGAUGGUCCAUUGUCAUACACCAUAAGUUUUUUUAGUUUUUUCAACUCUGUUAUUAAAGGAAAAAUAGUUAUUAAAACAACUGUAAUAUGAUGUUGUUCUUUGUGAGUGAUAUUUGUAAGUUGAAGUUAAGGAUGGAAGUCAUAUUGUUUGGUAUGACUUGUUUUAUAAUGUAAUGUAUGUUGACAGACAAAAAGCAGCUUUACCUGAACUCCUUUAUUUUCCCUCACUCUGAUAUAUGUGUUAAGCAUACAGUACCUGAAUGGGCUUUUAUAGAUCUCUAGAACAAAUAAAAUAAAGAAACUACAGGUAUGUUGUCUGUGGUUAGUAGAUACGACGUAAAGUUUGGAUGUGGUGCAUCGGAAACAUGUUCCUCUGUCCAUCCAUUCUGAAACAGUAAUCAGAACUACGUAGGUAUGUGUGUGUCAUUCCACUUUUCACCACAUUUUGUAAUUUUUCAUGUGUAUAUUUUUUCCCAUUUGAUUCUCCCUGAUUCUAUAUGGUCAGAGUUUUAAUGGCAUGUCUUGUAUGAAUGACUGGAUGAGGUAUUAGCCUGUAUGAUUAUUUAUCUUACGCCCACAAAGGGAUGAUAAAUAAAACCUUAACUCGAGCCACUGAUGGGAACGUGUCUCCUUAACGUAUUGAUUUUUUUAAAGAUUUUUGUACUUAAGCAUUAUGUGUUGUGACAUUCCAUAAGGCAAUAGUUGAUUGCGACUUUAUAUCUCAUGAAGCUGAGAAUGACAGGUGAUUCAGAUUUGUCAGUAGGAGUGUUAAUAGGAUGCUUGUAUACUGUAUGUAGUCUAGGUGUUUGUAGGAUGUUCUUAUGCUGAGUGUACAUAGGAUGCUCGUUGCUAAGUGUAUGAAGAAUGCUUUUACACUGACUGUACAUAAGCUGCUUGUAUGUAGGAUGCUUGUAUACUGAGUGUAUGUAGGAUGCUUGUAUGCCGAGU